AUGUGUGUGGGGUAUGUUGCCACAGUGACCAUGAUGCCAUCUUAUAGAUCCUACGAUAAGAUAUAUGGCAAGUGGUAUACAAAUGCCUGGAUGGGAAAUGUGGACAUUCCCAAUGAUAAGAAAAAUCAGAAAAUGCCUCCCUUCGUUAUCAAACCUAUUUCUGCAAAUAAAAUAGAGGCCAAAUUAAAUCUUAAAAAGAAUGGCCGAUGUGAAGAAAUUAAAUUAAUUCUACAGACAACAAAUGAACCUGGGAAAAUGGUCACCUGGGGAAAGCAGAUUGUUGGCUUACUGAACAUGAAAGUAAAAGACAACAUGAUUAUAUAUAUGGAAGGCAAGAUGAAUGGGAAAAACAUCAUAAUGAUGCAGCUUCUAGGUCGAAAUUCAGAUGUUAAUCCUGAAGCUUUCGAAAUAUUUGAAGAAUUUGUCAGGAGCAAAGGACAAGAUGUGACCAAAAUCAUCAAGCCUGAAGUAGAGGCUGACUGUAUUCCAGGACGAUCAUAA
Antechinus flavipes (yellow-footed antechinus) is the source of this 501-nucleotide messenger RNA. RefSeq names its product lipocalin-1-like. The record is from RefSeq and is a predicted model, not a curated record. Gene Ontology annotation, molecular function: small molecule binding. Bases 1 to 501 code for a protein of 166 amino acids. The transcript has 6 exons. Lineage: Eukaryota; Metazoa; Chordata; Mammalia; Dasyuromorphia; Dasyuridae.